Mangifera indica (mango) is the source of this 2878-nucleotide messenger RNA. Its product is annotated as protein SOSEKI 3-like. The coding region runs from base 469 to 2121 and encodes 550 amino acids. NCBI's taxonomy places the organism in Eukaryota, Viridiplantae, Streptophyta, Magnoliopsida, Sapindales, Anacardiaceae. The transcript is spliced from 7 exons. The record is from RefSeq and is a predicted model, not a curated record.
AAAACACAUUUUUUAAAUUUUAAUCACUGACUGUGUUUCGUAAAAAAAUGCAGAAAACUGAAAAAACAAAAUCACUUCUCCGUCCGUCCAAUCCAAUUCACAAAACGACACCAGAAACGAAGGAGAGAAGCAGAAGCCAGAAGCCACAACUCCCUUCUUCCUUGCGUCGUUUUCUUCUAUAGUCACUAUCACUCAACUCACUUUUCGCUUUUCACAAUUUCAUUACUUUUAACAAUCAAUCCACUCACUCUCUCUCUCUGUCUACUUUAAAGAAACCAUUGACUGCUCGUUCUUAUUCCUACACCUUAUUCUCUUCGUUCCGUUUUGCCUUCACGCUUUGCUUAUAAAUUCUAAUCUCUCUCGUCUUUUUACUCUCUCUUCAUGUCGUUUUUCCAGUUAUGGCUGGUUUGAUGAGAUUAGGGUUGGAGUGGUAAUCCGAGUGUUGAACGGUGCGUUUUGGAGAUUGAAAUGGAGAGAAGAAUGAACAAUUAUCGGCAAGUGAGUCCGGAGAGAGCCAAAGUGUGGACGGAGAAAUCGCCAAAGUAUCAUCAGUUAAGUCGGAAAGUGGCUGUUGUGUACUAUCUAUGUAGGAAUCGUCAGCUUGAACAUCCUCACAUUAUUGAAGUUCCGUUGUCACCAGACGGUUUAUACUUAAGAGAUGUGAUUUAUAGGCUUAAUGGUCUGAGAGGCAGAGGGAUGGCUUCUAUGUAUUCGUGGUCUUGUAAGAGAAGCUACAGGAAUGGAUUUGUGUGGCAUGAUCUCUGUGAAGAUGAUCUAAUUCUUCCUGUGCACAGAAAUGAAUAUGUUCUUAAAGGAUCUGAGCUCUUUGAUGAAUCUAAAUCAGGUCAUCUCAGUCCUAUUGGAAACACCAAAAUUCAGAGCUUGAAACAGUUAGCAUUACCAGAACCAGCAUCUUCUAGGAGCCAAGACGAUUCUUCAUCAUCUUCGAGCAUGAUUGAGAAGGGAACUAAGCAUUCCCAAGAUGAUGACCUUUCUCCUCCAGUUGAAGAUCCUCAUUCUUCUGGUGUGUCACCAAAAUCUACAGUUGGAAAGAAUUCUUCUUGGGGUGGUUCUCUAAGCUUAACAGAGUAUAAGGUUUAUAAGACUGAUGGAUCAGCAGAUGCUUCAACACAGACUGAGGAUGUGAAUGGAUCUAAAACAAGAGAAACCUGUACUAGGGGUAUAUCUACUGAUGAUAGGUCUAUAGAACCUUCUUGUAAUGGGAAUUACCAAAAUCAGGUUCCAUGUGUGAAAGAGAAUUCUGAGAUAUGUGGGAAUUCAGUUUCAGUUUCACCUCCUCCAUCUUCCUGUAGUCUAUCUUCCUCAGGUGGGAGGACUGAAACUUUGGAAUCCUUGAUUAGAGCUGAUGUUAAUAAAAUUAACAGUUUCAGAAUUCUUGAGGAGGAAGAAAUCCGAAUGCAAACCAAAGCAAGACUCAAGGCUACAAAUAUGUUGAUGCAAUUGAUCUCUUGCGGGUCAAUAUCAGUAAAAGAUCACAGUUUUGGUCUAAUUCCAACCUACAGGCCGAUGUUUUCCCAUUCAAAGAUUCCCUCCCCGUUGUUCUCUACUUCACUAAUGUUGGGAGAGCGUGAUUCCUUGUCUGAGAAUCCAAGGUUGAUGAGCCUGAGACUGGAAAACAAAGAAUAUUUUAGUGGGAGUUUGAUUGAGACGAAAAUGCCGAAGGAAGAAGAAGAAGAACUUCUUAAUUCUUUGAAGCGGUCUUCUUCCUACAAUGCUAACAGGACUUCAAAGCAAUUGGAUUCAAUUGAGGACAAAGAGGAGUCUAAUUCUGGACAUUCAAAAUGCAUUCCUCGCUCAAUCAAGGCCUCGCUAAGCAAGCAACCACGAAGCGAUUCAAUGAAAUCACCUAUUUCUGACAAACCUAGAAAUUCCUCUGAUAGAGUGGACAGCUCCCAAAGUAUACCUAGUACCUCAUCCAAUGGUAGCAGUAAAAGAACAAUUGAACCUGUUUCAGGUGAAAAACCAUCAAACAGGCUGGAUUCUUUCAGAGAAGAGAAGGAGAAUGUGAUCAAAAUCGAAGAAAGGCUUGCUUCAGGAGCUCGGGUUAUAAUCCAAUCGAAAGUGCCGAAUGAUGUCAAUUUCAGCUGCUCUUGGAGAUAAUUUUGAAGUUCUAUCGGGGGAUAGAUCCUUUUUUCGUAAAAUUUUGUCAUUGCUUAAACUGUAAGUUUGGUUUGAAUACCAAAUGAUGAUGGAUGUAUGGCAGAUCCAUUCCAUUCCAUGUGACCAUUUUGUACAUCUGGAAAGUUGAAAGAGGAAAAGAGAAAGAGAAAGUUAAAAUUCUCUCUUUUGCCAAAGUGCUGCAGCUGUAGUGAACCAUUCUAUUCUAUGCUUCAUGGAGUAAAUUGUUUGGUCAGCUUUCUCACGAAUUACACUGCAAAAGAAGAACAAACUGGCAAGAUUACUUUAGUGAAUAUGACUUGGACUGGUAACUGGUUACCGUAAAAUUUACCUUGGCUAAAUUGACCAUCCUCGAGAGAUUCCUUAUGCUCCAUUGUCAGAAUCCUAUGCGGAAAAGUUACUUUUUUUACAAGCUCGAUAUUAUAUCUGCAUCUUUAAAUUGAAGCCAGGUUUCAAAUUAACACUAGUGGAAAGGGAAAGGGCUGCCAUUGCCAAAAGCUUUUGCACGUGCGAGACAGCUUUAUGAUCCUGAGACAGAGGCUUGCCUAGAAGUCCGAGAUCAAUCUAUUUUCGGUGAUACAAAUUGAGGCUAGCGUAGUGCUCAGUGGAAGGUCAAAGCAAAAAAAGAUAAAGGAAGCCAAAAAAGAUAAGCUUAGUGCUCCAUGAGGUGGUGCCAUAUAUAAAAAUGUUUGAGUUUAAAUCUUUUUUAAUGGCAUUUCAAGAUUAGAUUUUUAAUUUA